AGCUCUGCUUAUUUAAGUACACUGUACAGAACAGUGGUCGCCGGGCAAGUAUAUAAAACCGCACGCACUCGACAUAACAACGGCCACAACACUGUACACUGUAUAUAACUGUACAACUGCAGGGCUAUGUGUAAAUGCAGCAGGCGAUUUAAAUAUAGAACGUGAGUGUGUGUGUGUGUGGAGCAAGGCGAAUAUCAUCGGUUGCGAGUGUGUGCCGUUCGUGUGGUGUGCCGAGACGUGUCGCCUGCAGCCAAGGGAUUCGGUCGGUCCCUAUCCUGCUCGUGUGUAAAAGCGAGUGCAUGUAAGACGUGCGAGCGCCGCCCCGUCGGAUCCACGCGAUUUUCCCAUAUCCGUAUCGCCCGUGUCGCAUACCGUGUGCGUGUGUUUUUUAAAAUAUAAAUUAAAAAAAAAAAAAAAAAUCCUAAUUCUUUUUCCCUCCCCGACCUUGCGGCCUCUACCCUCUCAGCCCGCUCCCCCGAGAGCCCUCGAACCGACAUGUGACCGGCCGGAGUCGGUUAAGUGUAUUUGUCUUGUUGCUUUUUGUAUGUGCGAGCCCGUCUUGUCGACCGAAUCCGACCUAAGGAUUUUGUUUUUUUGUUUACCCGGAAAAAGAUUUCGCAUGCGGUGUGGUCAUCGCAUGCCCGGAGAUUAAUGGAUACGGUCGGUAGCUGACAAGCCGCGCGGCUGGAAUGCGGGACUUACGCAUGGGAAGUCCCGCCGGCCCGGUACGCUAUGCUUGACGUGUUCCGGGGCCUGAAGAGCCUGGCAAAAAUCAGUCACGUGCACAUCGACUCGCCUGUAUUUCGCUUGCACUACAGUCUGACGGUGAUGAUGCUGACAGCGUUCAGCUUGAUCGUUACCACCCGCCAGUACGUGGGCAACCCCAUCGACUGCAUACACACCAAGGACAUACCCGAGGACGUGCUGAACACCUAUUGUUGGAUACACUCCACGUACACCAUCAAGGGGGCUUUCAAGAAGAAGGUGGGCGUCAGCGUGCCGUACCCGGGUGUAGACAACACCAAGGGCAAACUCGAAGACCGCAAGACCUACGGCUACUACCAGUGGGUGUGCUUUUGUCUGUUUUUUCAGGCGAUACUGUUUUACGCGCCCAGGUGGCUGUGGAAACUCUGGGAGGGCGGCAAGAUCCGGGCGCUCAUGAUGGACCUGGACGUGGCCAUAUGCACGGACGCGGAGAAGAAGCAGAAAAAAAAGAUACUGCUCGACUAUCUGUGGGAGAACCUGAGAUACCAUAACUGGUGGACAUACAGGUAUUACCUGUGCGAACUGUUGGCGUUGCUCAACGUAGUGGGACAAAUGUUCAUGAUGAACCGUUUUUUCGACGGCGCUUUCCUCACGUUCGGGGUGGACGUCAUCCGGUUUCUGGAUAGCGACCAGGAAGACCGUAUCGACCCGAUGAUCUACAUAUUCCCAAGGAUGACCAAAUGCAUAUUCCACAAGUUUGGCGUUUCCGGCGAGGUGGAGACCCACGACGCGAUAUGCAUACUUCCUCUGAACGCCGUCAACGAGAAGAUUUAUGUGUUCCUAUGGUUUUGGUUCUUAAUUCUGGGAGCCUUGUCAGCGGCCGUGAUUGUUUACAGGUUUAUCAUCAUAGUGUCGCCUCGGAUGCGAGUGUACGUGUUUUGCAUAAGGUUUAGGCUCAUCAAGCGCCAAGCCAUCGGCAACAUAGUCCGCAGGUCCAAGCUGGGCGACUGGAUGCUGCUGUACGUGUUGGGUGACAACAUAGAUUGUGUGAUAUUCAGAGAUAUCGUGCACGACUUGUCGCACAGACUGGACGCUUAUCACACCAAGAACUCAACAGUCAGUACAGUGGACGCGUGACGGCUGAUACAAUACAUUGUGCUCAAUUCGAUAACAAACAAAUUAUUGUUACAGGGUAAACGCGAUCGCUGUUUAAUCGGGACGAACGACUCAGUGGUCCUGUGUCGCAGAACAAGUUAUUAUCGGCCUUAGAAAAAUAUAAAAAAUAAAAAAAAUACAAUUUACUGCCUUCGGAUGUGGAACGAAUACCUACGCGUGUCUGGACGGCAACACUACGGCGUGAAAAUGUUGUUGUUUAAUAGGAAAAUUAUUGUAAUUUUGAAUAUUGUUAAGUUUUGUCAAAAAGAUUGAAAGAAAAAAAAUUAAUUGAGCGAUUAUAAAGUAAAUUUUAUUUUAUCAGACGCUACGUUGAGGGGGUUUUUUUUUUUACUGUGAAAACCUUUUUUAAACGAUAUAGCCCGCCGUCUUUCGUUGAUAUUGUCAUGUUAUGAAGAGUAGGUUACCGAUACAUUAAUAAUUAUAACAGGAAAUAUUAUUAGUCACGUUUUAAAAAAAUAUCGAGAAAAGCUCGAUAAAAAACUGUACUAUGAUGUUUUUUGUUCAUCUGUUUUUUUAAUAAACACUUUUUGUAUCAUACCGCAUAAU
Messenger RNA from Adelges cooleyi (spruce gall adelgid), 2427 nucleotides. It is a transcript of the gene shakB, whose product is annotated as innexin shaking-B. NCBI's taxonomy places the organism in Eukaryota, Metazoa, Arthropoda, Insecta, Hemiptera, Adelgidae. Gene Ontology annotation, cellular component: gap junction; plasma membrane. Bases 733 to 1842 code for a protein of 369 amino acids. Gene Ontology annotation, molecular function: gap junction channel activity. The transcript has 6 exons. The record is from RefSeq and is a predicted model, not a curated record.